Molecule: messenger RNA, 1597 nt
Organism: Anoplophora glabripennis (Asian longhorned beetle)
Lineage: Eukaryota; Metazoa; Arthropoda; Insecta; Coleoptera; Cerambycidae
Gene: GIIIspla2
Exons: 6
Coding region: 309-1484 (391 amino acids)
Biological process (GO): phospholipid metabolic process; arachidonate secretion
Molecular function (GO): A2-type glycerophospholipase activity
Source: RefSeq, a predicted model, not a curated record
AUCAAGACAGCCAAGGAGCGGACGGUGGCGUGACAUUUGCCUUAGACCGCGUGUUCCGCGUUUGUUUCGCGCCUUCUAUCGGAAAUCUGAUAUUAAUUUUUUUAGCUAUCCGGUUAUUUGUGGGUGGUUUUCUUUCGGUUGUUGCUCUUAAGACUGUUCUUUUGUGCGUUUGAAUUUAUUUUUCGAAAGAAGAUAUAGUUUUUGUAUUCGUUCUUAACUAUGCGCCGACUGAAAAAACGACGAUAAACGUAAGAAUCUCCGCAUCCGAGCGAAAAGGGGUUAAGUGGUGUUAGACAGAGUCACAGUGAAUGUGGAAAUCCAGGAGACAGUGCCCCAGGUGUUUGUGCCGCCUCCUGGUGGCCGUUCUGACCUUGGCUGUGGCGGCGUGUACAGUGAAUUGCACGGAAAUUACGGACUUUGUUUCCACGAACACUCUGCCAGAUGGUGAAGUGGAAACGAGGAUCUAUUACGAGGGUGUCAGUGCCAAGGAAACCACCGUUGGAAAGGGAAACACGGAUGGCAUCAAGUUCCGUCAGCUGACGGACGGGAAGCACCUCAUCCAACUCAUCUACGCCGGUGAUAAUCAACUAAGAGACUGUGAAUUUGGUCACCAGAGAGACCAGGUGAAAUCGUUCCUACAUAAUUUUAAGCAAGAUUUGAGUAACUUAAUAGCCACCUCAAACAUAUCGGUGGAUCCUCUAGACUUCAAGCCUUUACCGGAAGGCCUCAGCUGGAUGAACUACACCAACCUCAGGGAGAUAUGCAAGAGCAGACAUAGGGAAUUAAAAAAAAUAGUUCGGGAGGCGGCGGUCCGGGAUAACGAAGAGCUUCUUCACAGCGAAAGGUCAACUAGGAGCAAAAGGUCCCUGUUAAUAGUACCCGGUACGUUGUGGUGCGGCCACCACCACGACGCCGACGUCUACACCCAGCUGGGGAGUCUCUCGGGCACCGACAGAUGCUGCAGGCGACACGAUCACUGCAAAUUUAACGUACCAGGCCUAACCGAGAAGUACGAUUUUUUUAACGUGCGACCUUUCACGCUGUCGCAUUGCCGUUGUGACAACAGGCACAAGCGCGACAUCUCCGACCUAUUCCGCGUCCCAGGGACCAAGUGGUGUGGAAAAGGCUACUCCGCCGAUAAGUACACGAGACUGGGAGGCUUCUCCAGGACGGACCGGUGCUGCAGGAAGCACGACCUCUCGUGUCCGUUCUGGAUCGGCGGCUUCGAGACCAAAUACGGCCUCUUCAACUGGCGGGUCAACACGCUCAUGCACUGCAACUGUGAUGAACGUUUUCGGGCGUGCUUGAAGAUGGUGAGGACCAGCGACGCCAACCUGGUGGGGAAGCUCUUCUUCAACGUGGUGCAGACGAAAUGUUUCGUUUUGAAGCCGAAAAGGAAAUGCGUGCGAUCUGCGUGGUGGGGGAAGUGCGAGAAACACAAAAUUGUGAAACAAGCAGUACUUAGGGACAAUUUACCAUUCUGAACUGGCACAGGAGGGACGCGAACUAGUUUAGUGUUUCCGAUUAGAUUGCAUGUGUAUUAUAAACACUUAAUUAUUUAUUUAUAGCUUUAAGUAAUUAAAUUGUUCGAAACUUA